UAAAUUGAGAGAUGCUUCCACAAUUUCUCAAAUACGCCCUCUCCAUACAAAAGAAAGAGAGACAAACUUGAACAUCCAAAACUUACGAAGUUGCAUCCGAAUAUUCUAGUCAUUCGAAGACGACAUUCAAGUUAAUUUCUAAAGUUGAUGCAUAAGAUGACUAAUCCAAACAAAAAAGCUCCUACAAUGAUCUCAAUUCCACCUCCAUCUCAAUUUCAUUCCCCUUCUCCAGCCAAUUCCAUUCCAAUGACCCCUAAAAGCCCGUUCAUCACACGUGUCAUGACACCCUUGGCUAGCCCCAUGAAGAGGGCGAUGUCAAGCAUGCAAGGCUACUUGGAGUUCACCAAGCUCAAUCCACAAGAUGAAUGGCUUCCCAUCACGGAAUCAAGAAAUGGAAACGCCUUUUACGCUGCAUUUCAUACCCUCAGCUCCGGAAUUGGAGUCCAAGCACUUGUUCUUCCCCUUGCCUUCACUGCACUUGGCUGGGUUUGGGGAAUAAUGAGUUUGGCGGUAGUUUUUGUGUGGCAAAUGUAUACACUUUGGCUCCUAAUUCAACUCCAUGAAUCACCUUCCGGGGAUAGAUACAGUAGAUACCUUUGGCUUUCCAUGGCUACUUUUGGUGACAAAUUAGGGAAGUUAUUGACAUUACUACCAACAAUAUACCUUUCAAGCGGGACAUGCAUAACUCUAAUCAUGAUUGGAGGAACCACUUUGAAACUUCUUUUAAACACCAUUGUUGGCAAUUCAUGGAAUGAUAAUAACCAUUCUCCCUUAUCUAUGAUCGAAUGGUACCUUGUUUUCACAUGUGCGGCAGUUGUCUUGACACAACUCCCGAACUUGAAUUCCAUCGCGGGUGUUUCACUAGUUGGGUCCAUUGCCUCGGUCUCAUAUUGCACGAUCAUAUGGGUGGUGUCACUAAUUGAAGGUAGGCCGGCAAGUGUAUCAUAUGAUGAGAAGCCGGAGAAGACAUCAGACAUUGCUAGGGUUUGUGAUGUUCUAAAUGCUCUUGGCAUCGUUGCUUUUGCCUUUCGCGGACAUAAUUUGGUGCUUGAAAUACAGGGAACAAUGCCUUCAAGCCUAAAGCAACCAUCGAGAGUACCGAUGUGGAAAGGGGUGAGGUACUCAUACUCGAUCAUCGCAAUGUGUUUGUUUCCUCUCGCAAUUGGUGGAUAUUGGGCAUAUGGUAACCUGAUGCCCACAACUGGAGGACUGUUAUCUGCGUUGUACAAAUACCACGGACAAUCAGCUUCAAAAGUGAUCCUAGGGACUACAAGCGUGCUAGUCAUCAUAAAUAGUCUCACUUCUUUCCAAAUCUAUGCAAUGCCUGUUUUUGACAACUUAGAGUUAAGAUAUGUGACCAAAAUGAACAGGCCAUGUCCAAGGUGGGUCAGGGCCGGCUCUCGGGUUUUCUUUGGAGGACUAGCAUUCUUUGUAGCAGUUGCACUGCCGUUCUUACCAAGCCUAGCGGGCCUCAUUGGAGGCAUUGCACUACCUGUCACUUUAGCAUAUCCGUGUUUUAUGUGGAUAGUAAUGAGGAAACCCAAAAGGUAUAGCACAAUGUGGUGGCUCAACUGGAUCCUCGGAUGCCUAGGGAUGGCCACAAGUGUUCUACUUGUUUUUGGGGCCAUAUGGACAAUAGUGACUAGAGGAAUCGAGAUCCAUUUCUUCCACCCAAAGUGAAAAAGACAAGAUGUAUAUGUAAUGUAAGUUCAACUGCCAUAUGCAUUGACAGUCAUGCACAGCAGCAGGACCUAAAGACCUCCCAGUUGACAUGAAUGUAACAAUCAAUUCGUCUAUAUAACUUGUUCCGUCUCAUUUUCA
Erigeron canadensis is the source of this 1821-nucleotide messenger RNA. RefSeq names its product lysine histidine transporter-like 8. The coding region runs from base 148 to 1680 and encodes 510 amino acids. Gene Ontology annotation, cellular component: plasma membrane. The transcript has 5 exons. The record is from RefSeq and is a predicted model, not a curated record. Lineage: Eukaryota; Viridiplantae; Streptophyta; Magnoliopsida; Asterales; Asteraceae.